Messenger RNA from Gadus chalcogrammus (walleye pollock), 3165 nucleotides. Its product is annotated as HMG box-containing protein 4-like. The record is from RefSeq and is a predicted model, not a curated record. Bases 546 to 1253 code for a protein of 235 amino acids. The transcript is spliced from 9 exons. Lineage: Eukaryota; Metazoa; Chordata; Actinopteri; Gadiformes; Gadidae.
AAUAUGUCUAGGGAAAAAACAGCAGCGGGAGGGAGCAGAGGGAGAGCUCUAAACAUGACGGUUCAACUUUUAGACUUUCUAGUGGAAGUCGUUUACAUGACGAUGUGCUUUCAUGACCUAUUAAAGAACAGGCUGUUCUAGAGGCGCAAAACGUGACUGGGCAAAAAAACAUGGACCGCCUUCAAUGUUCAACAACAGUAAUCAGUUUCACGUGUUCAUAUGCACAUUCAUGUUAGGUUAAUUACGCGUGGUCGAGAUUAGAUUCUGACGUGGAACGUCUCUUUAGACGGGUUAAUCUAGGACUCCCGCCCGUUCUUUUGCAUUGAUCAGCACAUUCAACCACUCGUCCUCUGAACCGAACCUUUCCUAUCUUAUCCGCCAAGUUCACUUUGGACGUUCGCAAGGAACCUGCACUUCAACCAUGCUCCAAGAAGAUUCAAGCGAGGGAAGACCGAGACACCAUGCAAACUUUUGCCUAUGAAGCCACCACUUCCUGGUUCCGCCAAAGAGAGAAGAAACUAUCCUACUGAGGCUUUCUGUUGGAUAUGGACGACGUGGAAGACUCCAGUGACCAAGAGCUGAGCACCACGGUGACGCACAAGGAAUCAGAUGCCCCACAAAACAAGAUGAGACAAUUCUGCAUUAACGGCAGAGAGGAGCCGUGCAGCCCUAGCCCCCCCUCAGCAUGCAGAGUCCAGGCCUCGAGGGACGGAUGGAGAGAUGGAGGAGAGGAGAAGUAUGGCACUGAAGAGAACCUAUUGGAUACCGGUUCUCCAGCAGAGGGCACACUGGAGGAACCCUGUAGUCCCUUAUCUGAUUACUGGGUCUAUCUCAAUGAAAAACACAAUUCAUUUGAUUCCACCUUCACUAGCAACCAUGACUUUGUUACCACCAAGAGCCCCAUGAACUACACAGAGGGCGUGACCUCUUUCUCCGGUCCAGAGACGGACCAGGCCAGUGUCAGCCACUCCUCUGAGUGUGGGGACGUCAGUGGUGCUGAUCUGGUAGUGGUCACCGCUGCUGCUCAUCUACACCUUAUGGGGGACUCUCUGGCCUUGAUUGGCCAUGAGCUUCAGGAGACCGAUAAGGCGGUGUGUGCCAGCAGCAGCAUGUCUCUGCUCAUGGACUCCAUGCUGUGUGCCCUGGUGCCCCUAGUCUCCCUCACCGCCCUCAUGCCCGAGUUCAGUGGCGUCCCGCAACACACGCUGGUUGAUGCUAUGGAAAACAUAGCCUAUAUGAUGCCGGGCCUUUGAGGGACAGGCAGGCUAACGGGCUAAGACUAUCACUUCACUUCACUGUCACAUGUCCCACAUGUAACUGCUAAAAAAGAAAACGUGUGUGUGUGUGUGUGUGUGUGUGUGUGUGUGUGUGUGUGUGUGUGUGUGUGUGUGUGUGUGUGUGUGUGUGUGUGUGUGUGUGUGUGUGUGUGUGUGUGUGUGUGUGUGUGUGUGUGUCUUCUUGUGGUUCUGCGCAACCAACCUAUAGUUCUGAUCUGGACCCAGAGCAGGAUCUGUUCCCUGGUCGAACAGCAGGUAUCAUUUGAAAUAGUUGUGUUCAAAUGACCGACCUGCCAUUAGGUAAGAGUUGUUCAACCCCACCCCAUCCCCACAGGUGUGGAUGGGACACACAUCUCACGGCCAACAGGUUCUCCACCCUUUUAAGGAAUGUUUUACAGCCUGAUGACUAAAGUGAAAAAUAAAAUCGCAUCAUUCUGUGGGUGUGUUGAAAAGUGAUUAAACUAAAUGGGAGUGGCUUAACAGGUUUAAGCCUGAGUCUGCAAGGUUACACCAGGAAAAACAAUUCACAUAGGUGUCAAGUUGGUUAGAGAGUCGGGUAUAUCUCAAGAGACGGGUCUAGUAAAGAGUUUUGGGAAUGAAAGAGAUAACCAUACUGCAUUAAAGCUCAACUGCUCUCAACAUACAAGAAGACAAAGGAUCAACCGAGAGAGACCCCUACAACCAUGGGUACGUGUCUUUUCAUAUGUUAGUAUGUUUUAUCCUAGUUGACACAGUCUGUAAACUGUUUUUUCAGUUGUGAUCUAUGUUUUAUACUAUAACUUACUAAGAAUAUGUUUUAUCACAGUGUUCACAGUGUUGUCAUUUCGACCUAUGUAGUAGGACACGCAUGAAAACAUGGAGGAUAUAUUCUGAUGUGUUCUCAUUUAAUUUCAUUUUUCUCAGGCUGUGCGGUUUACUAUUGUAUUUAUUGGUUUAACCCAGUUUUACGUUGUAGCAGAAACAUGUGUUCUCUGCCCUGUUAUGUUUGUAUUCAAUAUUCUGCGAAGCUGCAGGUCUGUUUGGGCUUGUUCUUUUCUCUGUGUUCUCUUAUUGGCGUAUCAUUCCUGCUGGCAUAGCAAUGCUUAUCAAACUAAACGUCCUGGUCAAAGUAAAGAAUGCAGCCGGACAGGAUUGGCAAGGUGUGGCAUACGCGCAAACAAAUUCACCCAGACAAUACAGUGGAGAAAAAACGGUGAAAAGCCUGUUUAUUUGAUGACGGAUUCAGUGUGACGUUAUUGUCUAAUCAAUGAAUACCUUUUUUGUUCUUUGUGACUCAAGCAGAAACCAAAGUUUGUAGCCUAAGAUGACAUUCUAUCGGUCCAUGAAUGUGUACGAUAUGUUCAUCACAGUACUGAACACAUACCCGGGCUAGAUUACUUGAAGAAAGAUAAUUUAAAGAAAGGGCCUUUAUUUAGCUGGAUCCAAUUUAUAGAUAAUCUCUGUCCAAUCUUAAUUAAGUAAGAAGAGCAGAAGAAGUGCGUGUGUCAAACAAGCCUGAGGCCCAAGUUAAAUUUCUGAGCAAACAAAUAUUGCAUAUUAAAUAUUUGAAUGAUGUAAAUAGAGUCUGCAACAAGUCCUAGUAGCAAACUCAUUUUUUUUACUCUUCUCCUCAUGAUCUAUUAUAACGUUUAAAGGUAAAACACUUGCGUUAUAAAAUUAAAGUGCUUCAUUUUGAGAGGCAUGUAACGUACCAAUCUUAAUUUGUAAAUGAUGAACCAUCUCUAAAUAACCAUUACUACAUCAUUGCAAUAGGAUGCACCUAGCAGGGAGGAGACAGGCCUUGAACACACAGUCUGACUAAGAAGCUGAUCUGCUGCUUUGCACUCACACAAAGCUCUCACUUUCACUACGCUACCAGGUCUCAUUUAAACAAUCCACUUCCCCCCAC